This is a messenger RNA of Ooceraea biroi (clonal raider ant), 3859 nucleotides long. RefSeq lists its product as uncharacterized. The record is from RefSeq and is a predicted model, not a curated record. Gene Ontology annotation, biological process: response to reactive oxygen species; lipid metabolic process. Gene Ontology annotation, cellular component: cytoplasm. NCBI's taxonomy places the organism in Eukaryota, Metazoa, Arthropoda, Insecta, Hymenoptera, Formicidae. Gene Ontology annotation, molecular function: pigment binding.
GUUCAUGGCAAUAAUAAAUUUUAACAUACAAAACCAGAGACAAAAGCAUAGAGAAAGAAUAUUGUGAGACAGAGAAAAGAAAUGAGGAGACCGUUCGUAUUCAACAAAGAGUAAUUGUUAUUUUCACAGAACAAAUGCAAUACCUGUUCAUCGUUCUUUUCACCGUUGUUCGUAGAAUCAGCGAAGAAUUCCCGAAGAAAGACGCGCCAUCGUUGGCUAACGGUUUCAGGACCUCGGUUUUGUAGAAAAAGAAAAGCCAUUGCGAGACCCGUUACUAGUGGGCUACGUUCCAAGAAGACGUCGUGGCAAAUACUUCCAGCCUCGUCAGUUAGACGGGAUUGCAUAAUUACACCGCGACAACUAACGUCUAUUCUUUCGUCCACGAGAAUCGAAGGUCCGCCUAAUCGUUCCUGAAAUAUGUGUUUGCGCGAGAGCAGACCUGGUGGAACCGGCUUUGUGAACGAUUACGGGAAGAGGAACGAUGCCUUCGUUUUGCGCAUUUCAUAAUCGCACGUUCAGAGAUGCUCGGUCUCACAUUUACUUUGAUCACGAUUCACGCAUCAUAUGAGCGAUCAGUAAUUGGUGUUGAAUGGAAAUCACUAUGUAAUCCACAUUGUUAAAGCAAUGACGUGCACUGGUAGCUUUUGAAAUAUUUUGAAAUAUUCAGCGAUAAUACGUAAUGUUUUUAUUUAUUCAAACUCAUAAUUAGAAACACCAAACGUUGUUCGUUUCACUUCACGAACUCUUGCGUUUCAUACAUAACUUUUAAUAAUUAAAAGACAAUUAAUGUGAUAUGUAUAAAUUUCAAGAUAUAAGAUGAUAGGAUAAUAAGAUGAUAAAAAGAUGAUAAUGUGACAUGUAAAUUUAUCUUAAUGAAUAUUCAAUGUACAUAAAAUGACGAAAGAAGAAAUUGCUUGAGAGCCAAUAAACACACAGCACCGACGCAUCCACCAGCAUCCACCGCUUCUGCUCUAACUGUUAACCGCAGAGCAUGAUUUAAAUUGAAGAUAUUACAGCUCUUUUAAUCCGUUAACUGCGCGUUUGGUUCAAGACAUCAUUGGCAUUCCACGGUGCCGAGAGACCCCGCUGUGGCGACGUUCCCGAAGGGUCUGGCCUUCUCCAGUCUGGAAGUACCGUUCAUCCUGAAGUUGCAUAAUGGAUCUUGCAUUUCUGGUUCUUGGUCGCGCCGACGAUGAGCUUGCCAAGAGAUUCGUAGGCGCAUGAUUGACCAAUGACCACCGUCUGCACGGCCGGGAUGUCGGGCCAUCGAGAGUACCGUAAGAGUACUAACACAUGGGUAACACAGAGGGGAUAAGACCGCUCGGUCAACGCUCCUGCUUAAUGUAUAUAAAGGUUGGAGCCUCUCCGGAUGUUCGAGGCAGAUCGUCAUCAGACAUGUUCGGGAAAAUCGUCCUAGUGCUCUCGGGCCUGGCCUGGGCCAGCGCCCAGGUCCCCAGUCUCGGCUUUUGCCCGGAAUACAUACCUAUGGUGAACUUCAACAUGCAAAGGUUCAUGGGUGUUUGGUAUGAGGCCGAGAAAUACUUCCAACUUAACGAGGUGGUGUCUCGAUGCGUCAUGACGAAUUAUACCAAAGGUAUCGAUGGCAAAUACCGCGUGAGCAAUCAAGUAACGAGUCGUUUCACCGGCAUAAAGAGGAUACUGGAGGGUGAAAUCAGACCCCCAGCUUCCAAGGCGGAAGAGGGUAAAAUUCAAGUUAAAUAUACUACGGUUCCACUGACUCCGGAAACCAAAUAUUCUGUACUCGAAACGGAUUACAACUCGUACGCCGUUUUGUGGAGUUGUCAAGGUCUCGGACCAGUCAAUACACAAAAUGCAUGGGUCAUGACGAGGGAACGAAUACCAUCCGGCGAAGUGCUCCAAAAGGCUUACGGUGUUCUUGACAAGUACAAGAUAUCGAAGACAUUCUUCGUGAGAACGGAUCAGACUGAUUGCGCUUACCUGGAGGCGCCACCAGUGGAGCAGCCUACCACGGAGAAGCCGAAACGGUCGUCGACGAAACAGCCGACGAGACAGAAACCACAAAAACCGACUGAAGCGGAUGAGAGCUACAGGUCGGCUAUCGAUCAGAAAGAUAUCGAUGUGGAAAAGAAAGCAGAAGUCGAAGUUCCGAAUGUAAAGGCGACUCCGAUAUCCGAUGUUCCCAAGAUAAUAGUGGAGGAAUCCGUGGAGCCUGUACAGACUGCGGAAACCGUUCCCGAACGGAUUUUGAAAAUAGCUGAAGCGAUAAAGGAGGAAGAGAGCGAUGCUAAGAUUGAAAAGGAAAUUGACGAAGUUAGGAAGGAGAAUAUCGUGGAAAACGCGAAUGAAGAGAAGAAUGAACAACAUCCAAAAAAAAGCAUGUUGCGAAUAUUUGUAAUUAUUGGCAUCGUGAACACUGCGAUGGCCCAAGUGCCGUUUUUAGGAAAUUGUCCGAACUUAGAAGCAAUGCAAGGUUUCGAUCUUGAAAAGUAUUUGGGAAAAUGGUACGAAGUCGAGAGAUACUUUGCUUGGUUCGAAUUCGGUGGGAAAUGCGUGACGGCUAAUUACAGUUUGAACGAGGACUCCUCGAUGAAGAUAAUCAAUAAGCAAAUAUCUUCGUUAACUGGAGUCGCAUCGAGUAUCGAGGGCAUCGGCAGGUUAAUUGGCAAAUCCAAUGACCCUAAACUAACGGUCACUUUUCCAUCCUUGCCGCUACCAAUCGACGCACCUUACUGGGUUCUCCACUCGGACUACAAUACGUAUGCAGUAGUAUGGAGCUGCACAAAUCUCGGAGUGUUGAACACGCGUAACGUUUGGAUUUUGACACGAGAACCAAAACCACCAAUCCCAGUUCUGGAGAAAGCUUACCAAGUUAUAGAUAAGAACAACAUCAGCAGAGCAUACUUCAUUCGUACGGAUCAGAAGAAUUGUCCAGCCUCGUAUUAAGAAUGAUUUUACGCCACUCGAGCACUCUAUGAAAAUACUUUCAAAGUCAAAAUCCUGUUUUUUGCAAUAUGAGUCUGCAAUACGAUUCUUUGAAUUGCGAAUUGAAAUAUUUAUAACCAGCGAUGACAUGACUGCUGGCUUUGAUCAUGAUCGUGCAGAUCUUAUGAUUUUAUAAUCAACACUGCAAGUACUUGAAUUAACCAAUAUAGACUUCCAAUUGAAAGUCAAAUCAACUACUGCAUAAAUUUCUAUUUUCAGAAUUAUAGCUUCUCGUUGAUUUUAAUUUUUAUUGAUUUUGAACGCGAUAGAUACGAAGAAUUAAACAAAAAUAAAGUUUAAAGAAAUAUUAAAUAAUAUCUUGAAUUUCAUUAAAUUAAUCGGGAGAAGCAUUGUGUUACACGCAAAAAAGAAAAGAUACAAUUAUGUGUAAUUAUAUUGAUAGUAUUUUGGAUGUAAGAUAUAAAUUUUCUUGCAUUUUUCUUGAUGCAUAAUUGAUGAGUGGGAAGAGGAAAAAUAAAAUUCAGAAUAUCUUUGUCCGAGAUACGAUAUAAAUUACAAUACUAGUCUUAGAAAAAUCCGAGUCUGAAAAUAUGCAGAUUCUGCUGAGAAAAAGUUUAUUUUUUAAAUGUUCCAUUUAAUUUAUUUGCAUAUUUAAAGAUUACAGUGUAUAUUAGCGUGUCUGGAUGUGAGUAAAAAAUCGAUUAAAGUGUUAACCAUGAGUAUGUGUAGUUGUAUUCUUAUUUUUAAAACUAUUUAUGUUUAAUAAGUAUUUGUUAUUUAUGAGUAAAUGCUUUUUCAAUGCAAGUUUAAUUAAAAUAUGACAUCGUGUUUGAAUAAUUGUUUUGUUUGUUGAAAAUAUAUGAUUAAGACUGACAAUUACGUGCUAAUUUGGAAAUUGUUACAAACCUUUAUGAAUAAAAAUGAUUUAUGUUCA